Molecule: messenger RNA, 516 nt
Organism: Musca vetustissima
Lineage: Eukaryota; Metazoa; Arthropoda; Insecta; Diptera; Muscidae
Gene: Tom
Product: enhancer of split malpha protein
Exons: 1
Coding region: 30-506 (158 amino acids)
Biological process (GO): sensory organ development; Notch signaling pathway
Source: RefSeq, a predicted model, not a curated record
AAAUUAAAAAAUAAAUAAAUACAACAAAAAUGUCUUUCAUGACUCGUGAAUAUAAAUUCAAUACCACCCUACAAAUGCAAAAGAAAGAUCAACACACCAUGGCCAUGCGCAGUUUUAAGAAGCUGGUCAAACCCAUCCUGAGGCUCGUGAAGAAGAAGCAAUUGUUACGCAAAACUUUGGCUGAAAUUCAACAGAACACCUACAAUUCCAGUCUGGAAGAUAUGCGUAAAGAUCCCGUCUACUUGAAUGCGGCCGAAGACAAUGUGGCCAACGAAGCCUUGGAGCAGCGUUUGUACAGUGAAAUCCGUCAGUGCCCAGCCAAUGCUGCCGUCAUCGUCCAUCAGGGUCAACAGCAACAUGUUGUGUCCGUUAGCCAAACCCAAAAUUUCAUUCCUGUGCAUUUUGCUCGCACCGAUAGCGGCACCUUCUUUUGGACCUCCAUGGAUAUGGCCCAGCAGCAAGAAAUGAAAAUGCGUUCACAAUUGGAUCGAUGGGCCCAGGCCUAAAUGAAGAAAA